GUGAAGCAGGUGUAGACUGUGGCCACCAGCAGGGGGCGUAAAGGAUUCCGCGCCCGUCCUCUCUGCAGGCGGUUUCACUUGAAGCAAAAAUGUCAAGUUUCCAGAGAGAAAAUGACGCUGCUGUAUCGCUUUUCAGAAGACUUGAGUCUGCAGUCACUCCCAUCGUGUCCGGAGAGUACAGUCAGCAUCGGGACAGAGCGGCCAUGGCAUCCCGGGUGUCGUUCACCCAGCUGCGGUUGGAAGCGGAGCUGGAUCGGUACCGGGCCGAAUGUCAGUGGGACAGGAUCCCCCCUAUCAUCGAACACAUGCAGGCUGCACGCAUGCACGAAGAUGACGAUUAUAGGAUGUUGCUAUUGGCCGAGGCACUUCUUGAAGAGUGCCUGCAAGAAAAUAUGGACCUAUUACGGCGAUCCACACCUUUGAUGGACACGACGCAACCCAGAUUAUGCUACCUUAACACCAUCCUAAGUCGAGGCCGUCUCACGCCCCGCUACUUGAAUGAGGCUCUACUCCUGAUGGCCAAAGUGCACUAUGUGCAGGGGCGCCACCGCGAUGCCCAGGGAAUGUGUGCAAGGGUGGGACUGGAGGAGCUUACACGUGACGACCAACCCACCUACCACCUGCGCCUGCUGGCUGAGGCCUUCAUCAUUAAAGGUUUGUCUCUGGACCACCAGGCACUUUCUUCAGUGUCUCGUAUCCGUCUGCUGGAGAGGGAGGAAGAGAGUCUUUCCUGUUACCUCAAAGCUUGUGACGCUGCUCUGUCCUACCUGCAGGAGCUUGAUAAGGGACACCAAUCACUGGGAACUCCUCCAGCCCUUCAAGAAGCCCUCCCUCCUGAUUGAUGCUGUGAUCCUCCUCUUCCUCUUUAAUGUGGGGGCGCUGUGGCUCCUCGUCUUCCUCUUUAAUGCCGGCGGGCUGUGGCUCCUGCUGCUCAGGUGGAAGAUGUUCUUCACUGACGUCUGCAGGACACAAAAAGACAAACACAUGCUUUAGAAAAAAAAACAGUAAGAUUGCUAAGAGAGAAUAGAAGUACUUAUUGACUGUGUUAACACGUUGAGGUUCUUUGUGUUCUCCUGUGUGUUGUGUUAAAAGUGUGUGGCUAAACAACCAAUGACAACAUGUUUUACCACGUCGUGUUUUUAUCAAGUAUCUCCAUCCACAAUUGCUGGGUUGCAAACACGUGACACCAAGAGGCAGUCCAAGUCCCUUCCGGUGAUCCGAUGGGGGGCACACAUUGACUAUGAUCACACACCCACUCCUGUUUGUACAAUGUUUUGGUACAUUAAAGCGAGCAACUGUGGAUGCCGUUGACAUGAUUUGCUCCAACUGUGUGAGCGUGCAUGGUGUGUUGCAUGAAGACAUGAAAUAGUUGAAGACAAAGUGAUCUAACAGCAGUGAAAGCUUAUCUUCCGCAUCAGACAUGCUACAUGACAAUGUAGCAGAUGAAAAUAGCGCUUCGAACAUGUCUACCUGCGUUCUUAAACCAAGUCGGUCUGAAUUAAUACAUUCUUGUCUGUGUCCUCCAUCAUUUCACUGCGCUGUCUUUCCGAGAGGCUGCAAAUUUAAUAAUUAAUUUGAUAUGCUCCCCAGUAGCCUGCAGUUCAAACAAUUUGCGACGAGAUUGCAUCGCUCUACCAGAACACUGCUUUAUUUCGAUAAAUAUUUGUUUUAAAAAGGUGAAGGUGUGUGUUCUCGUAGUCUCGUGUUCAUAAUGAGUGCGGACUUCCCCCCUCUUUUAUGUUACUUUUCCACUUUAUUCUCAUGCAACCGAGCAGGCUUUGUGAUCUCGGCGGUAUAUUUAUGGUGCUUAUUGAAUAACUGCACAUUUCAACAGUUGGAGCUUUUAGACGAAGCGGUAAGGCCAAAUGACAAAUAUAUACUUUUAUGUUUUAAGGCAAUUAUUUCUGCAUUUCACAUAUUCAUGAGCAUUAUCAAGUUCCAACCACAUUUUUGUACAAAUGUUGGUUGUUGUGGCUCAUUGCAAACUGGAGCCUCGGCUCCACUCGAUGAGAAAGAUUCAGCAGCCAACUUUCCCUGAGUUUUUUUUUUUCCCCGAAAUCCCUAUUUGAACGAUUUCCACAUGCUAGAACAGCGCACGUAUGCAGCAUUUUCGCUGUGACGUUACAUGACUUCUACCUGCAAACACGCUUGCUUGCCCCCCAUCUGCUUGAGCCGGUGACGACUGUAACCGGAAGUGACGCCACGUGUAACCCAGCAACUGACUGCAGUGUAAAAUAUCAAGACUCUGCUUUGGUGAUUGUGCGAGCUUUGUGUAAACAUGUUGGUACGUUGUUACAAGCGGAGAGUAACAUCAACCUCAUAAAUAUGUCUCGUUUUCUGAAACAACACCAUCGAAACAAAGUGCCUCAUCCUUACAGGACAACCUCUUUGGGGAUACUGUUAAUAAUAAAAUAUGAAGUUAGUAAACUAGUGAGAGUACGAGUAAAACAAACCUGCUGUGUGUAACACAACUUCGUGCUUCUCGACAACAGCGUCCAGUAGUUGACGUGGUCGCGCGUUCUCUUUUGUUUGGGAAAGUUCCUGCUCGUACUCUGCUAUCGUUCUUUCGCACAUGUUCACACAAUCACAACACUUGGCACUCAGAUUUGAACUCUGCUGAGCGAUGUGUCAAUAACCCCCGCCUCUCUUUGUUAGCAUCGACCAAGCUAAGUUGGCUUGAGAAGCGUCGAAGUGCGCUGCCGCUAAGACUAAUGAUUCCGGAUGCAAACCGUUAUUAACGAUGUUUACUGUGUGACAAGACGCACAUGUGCACGUGUACGCAUGCAUUAAGAACACAAAACAAUCACGACCGUAGUGAUGUUGUCUUUUCCAUCAAACGCCAUCUUGGUUUUUCAUCGCCUUGCUUUAUUCGGCGGCUUUACCAUGCAUGACCUUACAGUACUGCCAUCUAUCGGUAACUUUUGGCUAACACACGAUACAAUGAUGACGAUACGGUACAGUCAUGGAAAAAAUUAUUCUUCAGUUUAUUGAUCCAUUUUAAUGCCUGGUACAACUAAAGAUACGUUUGUUUGGACACAUAUAAUGACGAUAACAAAUAUAGCUCAUAAGAGUUUAAUUUAAGAGCUGAUAUCUAGCAACUUCCAUGGUUUUCUUGAUCAUAACCAAAACCACUUAAGUUCUUUCAUGAAUAGCUAUAGUAUUGCACUGCCUCUUUUUGUUGUCAUUGUCAUAUUUGUCCAAACAAAGGUACUUUUAGAUGUAUCAGGCAUUCAAAUGAACAAGAAACUGAAGAAACAAGGGUGGUCUAAUCAUUUUUUCCUUGACUGUG
This is a messenger RNA of Dunckerocampus dactyliophorus (ringed pipefish), 3289 nucleotides long. RefSeq names its product tetratricopeptide repeat protein 7A-like. Gene Ontology annotation, cellular component: plasma membrane. NCBI's taxonomy places the organism in Eukaryota, Metazoa, Chordata, Actinopteri, Syngnathiformes, Syngnathidae. The transcript is spliced from 6 exons. Gene Ontology annotation, biological process: protein localization to plasma membrane; phosphatidylinositol phosphate biosynthetic process. The record is from RefSeq and is a predicted model, not a curated record. The coding region runs from base 90 to 842 and encodes 250 amino acids.